Messenger RNA from Phascolarctos cinereus (koala), 3502 nucleotides. It is a transcript of the gene NSMF, whose product is annotated as NMDA receptor synaptonuclear signaling and neuronal migration factor. Gene Ontology annotation, biological process: regulation of neuronal synaptic plasticity; regulation of neuron migration. NCBI's taxonomy places the organism in Eukaryota, Metazoa, Chordata, Mammalia, Diprotodontia, Phascolarctidae. The record is from RefSeq and is a predicted model, not a curated record.
GGCCGGGGACCGCGCACCUCGGGCCCGGGCUUGCGGGGGCUGCCGCUGGCCGCGAGAGCCACGGGCGGUGAGCGAAGCCGGGGGCGGGGGGAGGCCGGCCCGGGAUCAUGCGGGACCACGUCCGGGGCUGCCCAGGCGGGCUCGCGGAUCUCUCGGAGCGCUGAGCCCAGUAAGCGGAGGCCCCUCGCCCCCGGCCCGGCUCGCGCGGCGCCCCAGGCUGGGGGGAUGCCGCGCCCUCCCCACUGCCCCCGGCCUCGAAUAUGGGCGCAGCUGCCUCCAAGAGGAAGGCGCUGAGGAGUGAGGCCAUGUCCUCGGUGGCGGCCAAAGUGCGAGCAGCCCGAGCGUUUGGGGAGUAUCUGUCACAAAGUCACCCUGAGAAUCGGAACGGCUCAGAUCACCUGUUGGCUGAUGCCUUCGCUGGCCAGGACGAGUCCCCCGAGAUGCAGCCUGCCUCCCAGAACAAACGCCGCCUCUCCCUCAUCUCCGAUGGCCGCUAUGAGGGGGCUUUCUUGGAGGAGGCAGCAGGUGAGAAGGCAGCGAGCGAGGGCCCUAAGCCCAGGGUAUACACUAUCUCUGGGGAGCCACCCCUGCUGUCUGACCCCGAGGCAGAGGGCAUAGAGCUGUCAGUCAUGAAGGGCCGGCAUCGGGACGAGCACCAUCAGAGCCAACCCCUGCAGGGCUCGGGCAGCAGCGAGAGCGUCAGCCGGCCCUGCAAAAGCUGGGCUGGCAGCCGCCAGGGCUCCAAGGAGUGUCCCGGCUGCUCCCAGCUGGCCCCAGCCCCCUCCCAGCAGUCUUUCGAGCUGGACCAGCACCAGGCCCCUGAGCCCUCAGGCCGCCGCAAGAAGCUGGAGCGGAUGCACAGCAUCGACCGUGUGUCUGAUGAGGUCCCUGUCCGCACCUGGUUCCCCAAGGAGAAUCUCUUCAGUUUCCAGACUGCAACAACCACUAUGCAAGCCAUCUCGGUGUUCAGGGGCUACGCUGAGAGGAAGCGCCGGAAACGAGAGAAUGAUUCCGCAGCCGUAAUCCAGAGGAACUUCCGGAAGCAUCUGCGAAUGGUGGGCAGCCGGCGUGUGAAAGCCCAAACCUUUGCUGAGCGUCGAGAGCGGAGCUUCAGCCGGUCCUGGAGCGAUCCCACCCCCAUCAAAACCGACUCCUUCCACGACUCCCGAGACAGCCAUGACCUCCAGAACUCCUGCUGCACUCUGGAUGAGGACCUUGAAGACUUGGACUGGGAGACUGAGAAAGAACAGGAGGCUGUGGCAUGUGAUUUUGAGGACUUCAUCCCACCCAAGGUCAUGCUCAUAUCUUCCAAGGUUCCCAAAGCUGAGUAUAUCCCAACCAUCAUCCGCAGGGAUGACCCAUCCAUCAUCCCCAUCCUCUAUGACCAUGAGCAUGCAACCUUCGAGGACAUUCUGGAGGAGAUUGAGAAGAAGCUGAAUAUUUACCACAAAGGGGCAAAGAUCUGGAAGAUGCUGAUCUUCUGUCAGGGCGGCCCAGGUCACCUCUACCUACUCAAGAACAAAGUAGCCACAUUUGCCAAAGUGGAAAAGGAAGAGGAUAUGAUUCACUUCUGGAAGCGCCUGAGUCGUCUGAUGAGCAAGGUGAACCCUGAACCAAACAUCAUCCACAUCAUGGGCUGUUAUAUCCUCGGAAACCCCAAUGGGGAGAAGCUGUUUCAGAAUCUCAAGACGCUCAUGAUGCCCAAUAGGGUGGCUUUCGAGUCUCCUCUGGAGUUGUCAGCACAAGGCAAGCAGAUGAUUGAAACUUACUUUGAUUUCCGGCUGUAUCGUCUCUGGAAGACGCGCCAGCAUUCCAAGCUGCUUGACUAUGAUGACAUCUUGUGAGGCUGGACAAGGAGACUCUAGACUGCCAGCUGCUCAGCUGCCCACCAUCCCCCUCGACAGCCACUGAUCGAGACACUUUGUUUUCUGGAUGGCCUGCUCAGGGCCAGGAAGUUGCCCUCCCAGCCACAUGGAGCCCAGAGGAGGCUGUGGAGAGGCCCCAUGGCAGAGCUGCUCCCAAGGGGCCACGGCUGAGGGGCUGCACCGUGCCAGUCUGGGGCUAGGUUGUUUCUGGUGUCUCCUGCUCAGAAUUUGCCUCAGGUCCUUCCCAGACGUUCCAGAGCUCAGGUUUUCUUACAGAACCAACCCAGCGUCUGCACUAACUAACAGUGGGCUCUGAGGCCCACCAGGUAGAGCAGGGUGUGGGGGACUCUCUUCCUUGCGGGAAGUUAAACUUGGCCCCUAAGAAAAUUCAGAGGCCAGACCAGGCCUCAGCUGGAGACCCACAAGGGUCUGAAACACUUGGAAACAGAAGCUUUGACUCCUGUAGAUUUCAUAGAAAAUAAGUGCACUUUUUUAAUCACUAAAGGGAUUUAAAAGCGCAAAAUGCUAUUUAAUUAGUUAAGGUAACUCACCAGUAGAUGAAGCGUUCCAGUCUGCUAGACAGUAUAUUCAGGAUAGUGAUAUAUCUUCUAUAGACAUAUUUAAUCACCAGCAACGUGGUUUCCCUGUCGCUGGCGGCUCUGUUCUCUGUGCCUAGUCCCAAGAGCAGCUGGAGCCUGGUUUCUAUGUGCCUGGCCCUGAGGGCAGCCAGAGUCUGAUUCCUUGUAUAUGUGGCCCUAAGAGUGACUAGAGGAUGAUUUUUUUCCCCCUGUACUUGACCCUGGAAUCAACAGGAGCCUGAUUUCUUGCAUAUAUGGCCCUAAAGGUGCCCUGCACUAAUUGUAUGUGCUUUUAUUCCUCCCCUUAGAAUUGACCUCUACUUCACUAUUUGUAGAAGGCCAUAUGCCCGAGGUUUGCUCAACUCAUGUAACCAAGAAGCCUUCCCCUGGGCUGUGGCUGGGGCAAGAAGCCCUAGCCCCCUCAUUAGAAGCUUGUUGAGGCUGCUUGUCCCAGGAGGAUGUGGUCCCUUGCGCAGCAGAGGGCUGAAUCUCCUGGCUGCAGGGGACACCUAUUUACUUAAGUAUUUUGGUAACCUCCAAGGAGGAAGCUGCCAGCCUAACAAUUUUUAUUAUUUGACAAGGUUGGCCCAGAGAUCUUUGUGGCUGUUGAGUGCUGCAUUUCUUGCAUUUCUCUGGCCAUCUCUGGCUCCUUUUGCUGAGGAAGAAGUAAGCAGGUUCUAUGGCUCUGGUUUCCAAGAAGCUGGAGUCCUGGACUGGGUGCUGCCUCAGAGGAGAUAUUUCAGGAUUGGAGGUGGCCCCUUCUGAGCCCCAGAAUUUUCAUGGAGGAUGCCUGGGACCACAGGGGGAGAGAAGUGUUUAGCCUAUGUGUCUGUCUCUUCAAAGUUGGGGGGAGGCCAGAGAACACAGACAGUGUUUGGGAUGGGAACAAGGAAGGGCCUGAACUUCUUGCCACCUUAUGGGGUUCUGACUUUCAGGACCAUUCCUUAGAUGGAACUAUGUUGCUGCUAUGUGGGGGGUUUGGUGCCCUGGGGCUGGGACAGUGUAUGAUAUUAUUGAGAGAGAUGCCACAUUAAACCCUGACACAUGACCUCCUCUAUA